This is a messenger RNA of [Candida] anglica, 4020 nucleotides long. The record is from the annotation of a GenBank genome assembly. Lineage: Eukaryota; Fungi; Ascomycota; Pichiomycetes; Serinales; Debaryomycetaceae.
AUGAGACAAGAGCAUGGGGGGUUAGAAGCUCUACUCAACGAAACUCUACGAGAAUUAAGUCGACUUCAUCUGUUUACUGGUUCUCCAGAUGAAUAUGAGAGGAUCUUUUACAAAUCGAUACACUAUGUGGAGCAGUUACUUGGAUUCCAUUCCAAAAAAUAUAAACACCUUAAUUUAAAGUCAAGUCCUCCAAUAGGUGACUUGUCCUUGUUGUACUACGUGACGGGCGGGGCUUCUGAUGAUAUGAGGCAGGUUACAAACACUCCGAACUCUUUAUUCCAACUUUUAAAAAGUUAUACUGUUUCUCACAAUCACCCUCGUGAAACGAUUCAAAGACAUUUACAAAGUCUCUUGGCUGAUGAUACUAUAUAUGCUCCUGUAUUAAGCAAACUUUCUGCAUUGAUAGACUUCUUCAUACGUUUACAUCGUGAAUCUGAAAGAAGAUUGGUUGAAUACAUCAACACAUGUUUCCAACAUGAACAAAAAUUCUAUUCAUCAUUGAAAUCAAGAAUUGAUUCCGAUUUGGAAAUCGGAGAUGAAGACACUCAACAAAUUGUUAAAUCUUUGGAUAACAUAGUGGCUAGAAAUGUAGAAGGAUAUAAAACUGUUGAAGUGGUGGAUACUGUAGAACUCUUGCUGAGUUCGGAAGUAGCCAAUAACCUGCCCAUAUGCGUCAGUUCUGAUCAAUUGUUCACUCAACUAUAUCAACUAUUUCUCCAAUUGUGUAUGUUUAAAAGCCACGAACAAGGCCCUGCCCAGAUUCUGGAUCAUACAGAGUAUAUACAUAUCAUGAUUGAGCUCUAUAAGAAACAAGUUGGUACAGAAGUUCUUGAAAUUGAUGAUUUCCAUAUCAAAGACUUGAAAUUUAAUUAUUUUUAUAAUCAAUUUCUACUUGAAAGUAGAUUGAUACCUACUAAAUACUAUGAAUUGUCUGUUAAAUUGGCUCGAGAAAUUCAUAUUUUCCCCGAGCAAGAUGUUGGAAAUUGCGGUGAUAUCAAAAUCACUGAAACUGAAACUGAACCACCUAUUCUGGAAUCAUAUGACACUCUUACUGACGUACAACCACUUCUUCAACUUUCGAGGCUGGACCAAUCGAAACUUGUGAAUAGUUUGAAACUAGUAAUUCCUCAAAUGGUGGAUUAUUUCAGUUUUGAUUUGGAAUAUCCACAAACCAUGCGACAUUUCCUCAAUAUAUUAUACCAACCAAAAAACGAUGAUAUGCAGUUUGAGUAUGAAGAUAAUUGUGCCUAUGUUGCCAAGAUUCUUCGUUUAGUCAAUAUUUUCAUUGAUUAUGAGAAUGGUGAUAUCAGUGAAGAUUUCAAUAUACAUGAUGCAAUGGAUCAAUUUUAUCAGCUUCAUCUAUACUUGGUGAAAAAUGGUUAUCAAGAGGUUAAAUUUGAAUCAACUUUAUUGAUGAGAUUAGCAGUUACUGAAUAUCUUUCAAUUUCAAGGAUAAACUCUCAUUAUUUUUCCAGAUGGAAUUAUAAGACGGUUGCAAUCAGUCAACUUGACCUUAUGGAAUAUAAUUUGGUUAAUGUAGUGAAUCCUCGGAAUUUGAAGAAGAAAAUCCUUCAAAUAUGGUUUAGUAGAUACAUGAAAUAUUCUAGAUUGGGUGAUGUUUCUACGAAUUAUUAUGAAUUAAGGAAAAUGGACAAUAUCUUUAAACAGAAGUGGUUACUUCGUACCAAUCAACAUCAAGUUAUGGCUACCAAGGCAGCCCUUAUUGAAGCUAAGAAAGGAUUUGAAGUUUGGAAAGACAAGUUUGUCAAGACAAGCAAAAUGAAUGAAGAAGGAAGAGUGUUUUUCAAUACUCAUAUAAUGGAAGAUGCAUAUGCAGCCAUCAAAAAUGGAUAUGAAAAACGAAAGAUAUUGAAUACAACCUGUGAUGAAUUCUCUAAGGCUAGUGAACAAAGAUGUGCGCAUUAUACCAUGAAAUUGACUUUCAGGCAUUGGUAUGACAAAAUGAAUGGUAAACUUUAUCAAGCGAGUGAAAGUGUACCUCGUAUAUUACUACCAGUGCCAGAAUUAACUAUUAAAGAUGAGAAACCUACACUAAGUCAAAAAUUGCGAGUUUUAAAUAACCUUGAAAAGAGGUUUAUAACUUCCAAAUAUAUUAAGCAGUGGGAAAGAAAUACAUCACUCGCUAAAAGAGUACGAGAAGUGAAAUAUAGAAAUGAUCAAACACUUGUGAAAUUUGUAUUUGCCCACCAAUGGAGAAAAAAGUACGAAUUAAAUGAGUUGGCAGUUAAAAGAUUGAAUUCAGUCAAUAACCUAGUAUUAUUAAAUGCGUAUCAAAAUUGGAAAGAGCAACACAGCAUGAAUCAGCAGGCAGUUAAUUUCAGAACCAGUAAAGAUGUAAAUAAUUUUUUUAAAGUGUGGAAAUUAAAACUACGUGAAAAGAAUCAUCUAUUGAAUAACUCCAAGUAUAUUACACCUAUCUAUAUUAAUAUAUGGAAGUCUGCUGUAAAUUUAAAGCAAUUCCAUAUGAAGCAAAGUGAAAACCUUGCAGUGCAAUAUUUUUCCAAUUGGGAUAAUAAGAGAAGGGAUCUACAAGGAACGCAAGAUCGUGCGGACAACUUUAGAUCUAAGAGGCUCAUUUCUUCUACCUUGUUGACAUGGGCAAACUUGUACAAUCAAGAACAAGAAUUAAAUAUGAUUGCUGAUCUUAAUGUACAGCGGAAGUACUAUAAUUCAAUGAUUGCCAAAAAGUCACAGAAACUUUGGAAUGAGAAAAAGGCAGAACAAUUUUCUAAAAAGUCAAAAAUGACUUUCCGAAACCGAAUAAUACUCAAAUCUAUUAUAACCAAAUGGCAUGACAACUAUAGUGAGAGAUUUGAUAUUGCAAAUGAAGAAAUUGUUGAGCAUUUCCAAAAGAAGGUUUCCAGAAGAUUUUUCCUUUCACGUGCAUUUGAAACUUGGGCUGGUAGAUACAAUGAAGUUCAAGAGAGAGAGUAUGAAAUGAAUUUGGUUUGCAAUCAGUUUCUUCGGCGUAGUACAAUAUGUACGAAUUUUUUUACAAAAUGGCUGGCGUUGGCUGUUCAAAAGACAGAAUUAUUGCAAAGGUCCCUUGAAUUUGAUUCCCGAGUGUUGUUCAAAAAACAUUUGGUAUUAUGGUACGACAAGUUCAAUCGGCAAGAAUAUUUGAGUGAGAUGGCAGAAACACACUUGAGCCAACAUGAUUUAAUUACAGCUCAAGAUCUUUUACACCGAUGGUCCAUGAAAUACAUCAAAAAUAUUAGAAGGAACCAACAAAGUUGUGAAAUGUUCUUAGAUCGAUGGCAGACUGCCAGGGCACGAACUAUGUUUGAAGUAUGGCUCUAUAAAUCGAAAAGAAAAAGGAAUAAUGUCGACAUUAAUAAUGAUGACGAUGAAGAUGAAGAAGGUGCUGGUAAUAUCAGUAUGAUUUCGAAUCAAUCUCCAUUGGCUAAUAAGCUGGCAGGGGGUCGGUCAAGGGGCGAUGAAAGUUAUUUGAAUACGCCCUUGAAACGACGGGAACGUUUGCCAUAUACACCUAGUAUAGCCACUCGAACUAGUCCAACCAAACUCCAAGAAACAACUGAGAGAUUGAAGUCAGACCGUUUGAAUGCAAUGAUUAAACAUUAUCAACGUGUUAAGGGGUCCAAUUCUCCUCGGCGCUUACCACCUCCACUGUUCAGCCCAAGGAAACAAAGUGCAGCUCAAAUAACCCAGCCUAAACGACGGUCAUACGGGAUUGAACCUCCGAAAAGACCCAACUUUACCCAUAGAUUAUCUCAAAAUAUUGAAAUGAGUGAUGAUGAACUGUCGGGGUCAAUCUUUACAAAACUGAGUCCAGUUUAUGACGAGGAAGAUACGUCAACUAUAGAAACAGCGAAGCUGCUUCGGAGAAUCACUCCAAUUUUCAUUCCAUCUGAGGAGGAUAUGGCUCCUCGGUUUUCUCCAGUUAGCAAACUAAAAGAACGGAUUGGUCAAAUUUCGCGUCAUGGAAGUCCAACCUUUGAUAGCAUUGCCAUGUCUACACCAACAAAAACUGUAAAUUAG